Messenger RNA from Paraglomus occultum, 827 nucleotides. The record is from the annotation of a GenBank genome assembly. Lineage: Eukaryota; Fungi; Glomeromycota; Glomeromycetes; Paraglomerales; Paraglomeraceae.
AUGAGUGAAGAAAGCGUUAUUCUCGUCACUGGUGGCUCUGGUUUGGUUGGAAAGGCCAUUGAGUGGGUUAUCACGAACGAGACAGGAAGGUUUGGAAAGAAGGACGGAGAGAAGUGGGUGUUCUUGACGAGUAAAGAUGGUGACCUCAGAUCAGCAGCGGCUACGAAAGAGAUAUUCAAGAAAUACAAACCAACCCAUGUGAUUCAUUUGGCCGCGCUUGUUGGAGGAUUAUUUAAGAAUAUGAAAUAUAAAUUGGAUUUCUUGCGCGAUAAUUUAUUGAUCAAUGAUAAUGUUUUACAUACAGCUCACGAAUACAAGGUCAAGAAGGUUGUGUCUUGCUUGUCAACGUGUAUUUUUCCGGACAAGACAACGUAUCCAAUUGAUGAGACCAUGGUUCAUAAUGGUCCCCCGCACGAGUCCAACUUUGGCUACGCUCAUGCCAAACGAAUGAUUGACGUCCAAAACAAGGCUUAUCACGAUCAGUUUGGAUGCAAGUUCACUUCAGUCAUUCCAACCAACGUGUUUGGUCCACAUGAUAAUUACGAUUUGGAAGAUUCACAUGUCAUUCCUGGACUUGUCCAUAAAUGUUAUUUGGCCAAAAAAAAUGGUACUCCAUUUGUAGUUUCUGGUACCGGCAAACCUCUACGACAGUUCAUUUAUUCGCGUGACUUGGCAAAGUUAUUUGUAUGGGUAUUGCGUGAAUACGAUGAGAUUGAUCCAAUCAUUCUUUCGGUCGGAGAAGAAGAUGAAGUAUCGAUCAAGGACGUGGCUGACGCCAUUGUUAAGGCAGUUGGGUUUGAAGGGACAUAUACAUUCGAUACUUCAAG